Molecule: messenger RNA, 6157 nt
Organism: Cuscuta epithymum
Lineage: Eukaryota; Viridiplantae; Streptophyta; Magnoliopsida; Solanales; Convolvulaceae
Source: the annotation of a GenBank genome assembly
CUUCUUCUCUGCAUAAUAACAGCUACUGAGAAAAACAUACUCGAGCAAGGAUUAAAUCAGAUCAUUACAGAGGCAGAAUAGGACAUGAAUAGUAUUUUCCGACUGAAGAAAUCAGAAUAGCUAGAAUUCGUCUUCGCGGGAUCGCAGAAAGACAGAAGAGAAUCACUAUGUUAAGUUUGAAAUCGACGGCUUACAGGUUCUUUUCCGAUUAGUCCCGGACUGUUUGAUCGAUCAGUCGAAAUCAUAAAUGUCUCAUUUUCUGUCCAAUUAAUGGGAGUUAUGCACCUGUUUGGAGCAAAAGUUAGGGUUUCAACCCCCAUUUUGUUAUCCCGAUAGAUUUUCCAGAUUGCUACUGGAAAACAGAGCAGGAGGCUUUAGUUGGUCGGAGGUGUUUGUCAUGCGAUUUUCUAGGUCAUCGUCGGUGGAAGGGAGAACAAAGGAUAAUAAGCUUGGGAGUUUUAGGGUUAAGAGGAAACACAAGAGGAUAGAGUCUAUUUGUGAAAAGGCCUAUACUCUGAACCAUAGUGCGGUUGCCAGGGAGGUGCCUGUUGAGUGUAGCAAUGCUGGAGAGAGUGAACAUGAGCUCCGGCGGAGCACUAGGGUCCGAAAGGCUCCCGUUUUACUUGAUUCUUCUCCUCCUCGUCCCAAAAAGCGAACAAAGGUUGAAGAGAGGGGCAGGGUGAGUGGUGUUGAUAUAGAAGAAGAUGGAAAGCAGUUUGAGAUGUCGUGCUCAACAUCUAGGGGUUUCGCUGAGCAUUCUAGUGGCUGGAGAUCAAGGCUGAGAUCCAGGCCUGGAAAUGCAAGUUUUAUUUUAAGAGCGAAGGGGAAGACCUCACCAGCAUUUAGAAGAGAGGCUGUUGAGAACUUGGGAAAGCUCAAGGGAAAAUCAAAGGUGGAGGCUGAACUGUUUGAUGACAAUCAAGAACGGAAGGUAUGUGGGAGAUUGACUGCUGUUAAGUCAAAUACACCCGGAAGAGUUAAAGCUUCAAGUUCCUUUGACAACCGGGAUGUUGAUUUGGGUGGUAGUAUGGAGGGUGAGGAAUUGAUAAAUGCAGAACAAACAAAAAUGAGUGAGAAGGAAGACAUGUUCACAAUUGACAUUUUUGUGCCUCAAGUAGAGGAAAAUUUGAUAAACACGGAAGCAGUGCUAGAAGAAGUGAAUGGAGAAGAUCUUCCACUGAACAGAGAAAGUAAUAAGGUAGUAAAGGAUGCGAGUGUGCAUUCACCAGCUGUCGAUCAGGAAGAUGGAGCAGAAAUGCUUUCAAACUGCAAGCAGUGCACAUUUUCAGAUCAUGUAGAACACAGGGAUCAGGAUAUGCGGGUAGAAAGGUGUUCCUGCUUUUGGUCAGGAGACCAAAGGAGUGCCUUACACACUGGCUUGGUCAGUGUUGGUGAAAAAGUAAAUGAUAAUGUUAGUAGAGUCACUUAUAAACAUUCAAAAGUAGGAUGUGAUGAAGUGAGAAAAGAUGCAGAAGAUGGCAUUAUCUUCUACAGAAGAAAGGGUAAGAAUUCGUGUGAUAAACCUCAAGGAAACCAGGGGAGGAUUGAUGUUCCAAGAAAGAUGAAGAUAAAAGAAGGAAGACAUUGUGGCUUGUGUGGAGGAGCUACAGAUGGAAAACCUCCCAGAAAGCUAGUACAUGAUGGAGCUCUAAGUGAUAAUGAGGCACAUAGCGAAUCUUCUGCUUCUGAUGAACAUGGUUAUGAUGUUUGGGAUGGUUUUGGCGAUGAACCAACCUGGCUUGGACGCCUCCUGGGCCCUAUAAAUGAUCGUUUUGGUAUUGCUGGAAUUUGGGUUCAUCAGCAAUGCGCUGUAUGGAGUCCAGAGGUGUAUUUUGCUGGUUUAGGACGCAUGAAAAAUGUUAGGGCAGCACUUAGCAGGGGACGGGUUUUGAAAUGCAGUCGUUGUGGCAGGACUGGAGCAACCAUUGGAUGCCGUGUUGAUAGAUGUCCAAAAACCUACCACCUGUCAUGUGCACGAGCCACAGGUUGCACAUUUGAUCAUCGCAAGUUUCUCAUAGCUUGUACUGAUCACGGACAUCUAUUCCAACCACAUGGAAGUAAACAUCUGCGCCAUCUAAGGAAAAUGAAAGCUAAGAAGUUGAAGUUAGAGCUGAGGAAGGCAUCUAAUGAUGCAUAUCGCAAGGAUGUUGAAGCAGAAGAAAAGUGGAUUGAAAAUUGUGGUGAGGAUGAAGAAUUUUUGAAACGUGAGAGCAAGAGGCUUCAUCGAGAUUUAUUAAGAAUUUCUCCUGUAUAUAUAGGAGGCUCUAACUGUGAUAGUGGUGCUGAGUUUCAAGGUUGGGAAUCCAUUGCUGGGCUUCAAGAUGUCAUCCAGUGCAUGAAGGAGGUGGUCAUCUUACCACUAUUAUACCCAGAAUUUUUCAGCAGUCUUGGGCUCACACCUCCUAGGGGUGUCCUUUUACAUGGAUACCCUGGGACUGGUAAAACAUUAAUUGUACGCGCACUUAUUGGUUCAUGUGCUCGAGGUGAUAAACGCAUAGCAUAUUUUGCUCGAAAAGGAGCAGAUUGCUUGGGAAAGUAUGUUGGUGACGCUGAGCGACAAUUGAGACUUCUGUUUCAGGUUGCGGAAAAAUCUCAACCUUCUAUCAUUUUCUUUGAUGAAAUUGAUGGCUUGGCUCCUUGCCGCACAAAGCAGCAGGAUCAAACUCAUAGUUCAGUAGUGUCCACAUUGCUUGCCCUGAUGGAUGGACUGAAAUCUAGAGGAUCUGUGGUUGUAAUAGGAGCCACUAAUCGUCCUGAUGCCAUUGAUCCAGCUUUAAGACGGCCUGGGCGAUUCGACCGAGAAAUUUAUUUUCCAUUGCCAUCAGUGAAGGACAGAGAAGCAAUACUCUCUCUGCACACAAAAAAAUGGCCUAAACCUGUCUCUGGACCCUUGCUCAAAUUGAUAGCCAAGAAAACUGUGGGAUUUGCGGGUGCUGAUCUUCAGGCCUUGUGUACUCAAGCUGCCAUUCUUGCUCUGAAGAGGAGCUUCCCCUUACAUCAGUAUCUCUCUGCAGCGGCAAAGAGAGGGCCUCAUGUUAAGUAUCCUCCCCUACCCAGCUUUACUGUGGAGGAACAGGAUUGGUUGCAAUCUCUUGUGCAUGCACCACCUCCUUGUUCACGUAGAGAAGCUGGGAUGGCUGCAAAUGAUGUGGUCGCACUACCUCUUCACACCUCUCUUUUUCCCUGUCUUUCUCAACCGCUUUGUGAAUUGUUUGUUUCCCUUUAUCUAGAUGAGCGUGUUUUCUUACCGCAUCGCCUUGCUAAAGCUCUUUCAUUGGUAAAAGACAUUUUCAUCUCUGCUUUGGAUGAAAAGAAAGUGUUCACGGGUAAUUGGUGGGUUCAUAUUCAUGAUUUGCUUAAAGAACCUGAUGUUUACCUGAAAGUUGAGGAUCAACUCUCACGUGCAAGUAUUCUGAUUCGAGAUUCAAGAACUUGUAUGACUGAUGUUCUUGAGGAGAACUUUGAUGUUGAUCACUCGACAUCUGGGCACCAUUCCAAAUUGCACCAUAUGGGUGCUCGUGCUAACUUGAUGCAAAAUAUAUCGGGAAUAAAAUGUGGAUCUAGAAUAUUAGUUUCUGGGAAUCCAAGAUGUGGACAGAGGCACUUUGCUUCUUGUCUUCUCCAUUGCUUUGUUGGCAAUAUUGAUAUUCAAAAAAUUGAUUUGGCUACUAUGUCACAAGAAGGGCAUGGGGAUAUUAUACAGGGAUUGACAUGGAUAUUGAUGAGGCAUGCAAAUGUUAGGAGAUGCAUGAUAUUUUUGCCAAGGUUAGAUUUAUGGGCUGUGGAGACUACUUCCAAGGUUUUUGAAACCGAGGAGAAAUCCUUUGAUGAAGUAAACAAAGAAGACACUUUUCCUGUUGCCAAUACGAUGGUAGUGGAGUCUGAGAAUGAAGUAAGAGAGGCGUCAUACAUCUGGAACUCUUUUGUUGAGCAGAUUGAGACCUUAUGUAUUUCUACAUCCUUGACUAUUCUGGCUACAUCAGAUAUGCCCAUUCAAGCCCUUCCUUCGAGGAUAAGACAGUACUUAAAAGGUUAUGAAUUAAAUCAAAGUCGCUCAACUCCAUUAGGGAGUCCUGUACCACAGUUUUCUGUAGAGCUGGAUGAGAGUUUCGAUGUUGAUCUGGUUGUCGAUCUAUUUGCCUCAAGACUGUCAACUAAUUUAGUUGAGCACUUCAUCCAGUUGAUUUAUCGGGAAAAUCAUAUGCCUAUAAUCCCACAAAAUGCUAAUGAUUCUGAUGAAACCAAGGAGGAUAUUCCAUCUACGGGUCCCAACUCAAAACCAGAAUCAGCAAUUGAGCAUGAAGGCAAUCAAUCUUCUUUUGAUAACAUUGUUUCUCCUUUUGCAGCUAACAGUAAAGCUGGAAAAGGGAAAUCGAGUUUGUUGUUAGCAAUUACUACUUUCGGCUAUCAGAUAUUGCGAUAUCCUCAUUUUGCUGAACUUUGUUGGGCCACAUCCAAGUUAAAAGAUGGUCCUACUGCUGACAUAAAUGGGCACUGGAAAGGCUGGCCUUUCAAUUCAUGUAUUAUUCGUCCAAUUAACUCACUGAAGGAAGUUGCUCCCUCUACUACCAAUGCCAAAAGCAAAGAAAGUUAUGGUAUAGUAAGAGGCCUGGUAGCUAUUGGGUUGUCAGCAUACACAGGAAAAUAUGUUUCACUUGGAGAAGUAUCUUCUGAUGUUCGUAGAGUUCUGGAGCUUUUAGUUGCGGAAAUUAAUGACAAAGUUCAGGGUGGUAAAGACAGAUAUCAAUUCAGCCGUCUCUUAUCUCAAGUGGCUUAUCUUGAUGACAUGGUAAGCAGCUGGCUUUACAUGUUGCAGAGUUCAGAGGUGGAUAGCCGAUGCUCAGGGCCAAAAGCAAACUCAACAUUUAACUCUGUGGGACAAUCAGGAGAGUCUAACCCUCCUAGGAAUGCUAGUUUCGAAGGUGAUGAUGAUGCCUUGCAUGAAGCAAGGACAGUAGUAGAAGGUAAUAAUGUUGCAGGUACAGAGUUGACAUCUCAGUCAAUGGAGAUGGACCACUGUACAGAAUUUGGAAGCGUUGCAGCGGCCCUUGAAUCAAAUACUAAAAUAGUUGAACAAAAUGGUGUUGUAAAUGUAGAAGUUAAUCCUGGUGAUCAAGGCGAAGAAGGUGCCUCCCAGUUGGAAGAUAUAGUGGGUUCUGCAGUUGCUGUGCCUUCCUCAAUUUCGGUGAAGAAUGGUUUCACUUGUGGUACUAACAACCCAACUGAUACAGUGUCUCAUAAAGGUGGUAAUUGUGGGCCGCCAGCUGUAUAUUGUAAUGGUCAUGCAGAGCCAAAAAAUGUCAAUAUUCAAGACCAAGAGGACGUUAAUGAUAUUUGUGGCACUGAAAAUAAUGUUACUCUUGAAGAUGACAAGACUGAGCCUUGUGAUGGCAUCAAUGUUAAUAAAGCUACUCUCAUUCCAACAGUGUGCUUCUUAGGUUGCUGCAAUGAGUGUCUUCUGAAACUUCAACGCUUGUUAAGGGAUCGGGUCAAAAGUGAGUUAGGACAUGUGGGUAAAGAUUGUAAGGUAGAGGAUGUUAAUGAUUUUGUGGCCUCAUUAUCUGCAAAGAUUCAUUCAUCUCUUAGUUUGUGGCUGCUAGCUGAGAGUUCAGGCUGUGCAUUGAAGAUGACCAAAUGUAGUUGCCAUGGUGGUGGUACUGAUAGCACUGUAAAUACAAAUUUGGAUCCAAGUCAGAAUUCACAGUUUAUAUUUAGAGAUGGUGUACUAACCAAUUUUGAGAAAUGCAAGGAUGACACUUUUCACUGCCAACUUAAUAAGUUAUGCCUUCAUUCCCUUAUAGAGUGGAUAGAACGGGGGAAGAAGCCAUAAAUUGACUGGGACAUCCCUUCAGCUUUGAUCGAACAUCAUCCCGACAUAUAAAGUAAAAAGUUUUGUCUAAUUUUAAGUUGUCAUCCUCAGUGACGCUGUUUUGGUUAUCUUCUUUUAGCCUUGUCUUCCAUGUCACAUUGGUAUUGUACGAGUAAUUCCUUUGGUAGAUGGAAUCAGUUGGUGUAUACACUGGUAAUCCUCAGUUUUUUUUUGCGAAGCAGAUUUUCAUGCAAUCCUCUAAUUGGAAGAUUUUGUUCUAUGUGCUAAAUUUGGCUUAAUAAACUUUGCCCCCAAUCCCCAUAAAUACAUGGCGUGUGUUUGGAAUGA